GGCUCCGCCUGUCUGAGUCCCAGCCGGACUUGUGCCUGGAGUCCAGUCAUCCCCGCCAGGAUUCCAGAGAGAGAGAGAGAGAGAGAGAAAGAGAGAGAGAGAGAGAGAGAGAGAGAGAGAGAGAGAGAGAGAGAGAGAGAGAGAGAGAGAGAGAGNGAGAGAGAGAGAGAGAGAGAGAGAGAGAGAGAGAGAGAGAGAGAGAGAGAGAGAGAGAGAGAUCCAGCCCUCUGCAGUCUGCACAUUUGCCUGGAAGCCUAGGAACCCCGGGGGAGGCAGGAGCCUGAGGGGGCGCACUUCACAUCAUCCUGAGUCUCAAGGUGGGGGACUCUUGGGAGAUGCUCCGAGGCAUGUACCUCACGCGCAAUGGGAACCUACAGAGGCGGCAUACCAUGAAGGAAGCCAAGGACAUGAAGAAUAAGCUGGCUAUCUUCAGGAGGCGGAAUGAAUCUCCGGGGGCCCAGCCAGCCGGCAAGACAGACAAGACAACCAAGUCCUUCAAGCCUACCUCGGAGGAAGCCCUCAAAUGGAGCGAGUCCCUGGAGAAACUGCUGCUUCACAAAUAUGGCUUAGAAGUGUUCCAGGCCUUCCUUCGCACUGAGUUCAGUGAGGAGAACCUGGAGUUCUGGCUAGCUUGCGAGGACUUCAAGAAGGUCAAAUCACAGUCCAAGAUGGCAGCCAAAGCCAAGAAGAUCUUUGCUGAAUUCAUUGCGAUCCAGGCUUGCAAGGAGGUAAACCUGGACUCAUACACACGGGAACACACCAAGGACAACUUGCAGAGUGUCACCCGAGGUUGCUUUGACCUGGCGCAAAAACGCAUCUUUGGUCUCAUGGAAAAGGACUCAUACCCUCGCUUCCUCCGCUCUGACCUCUACCUGGAUCUCAUUAACCAGAAGAAGAUGAGUCCCCCACUCUAAGGACCACUAGUAUCCAGCUCAGUGUUCACACCAAGCGGAGCGGGCUCCCUGCCCACCCGCGUCCCUCCCUUGUGACGGAGGGGGCAAGCAAGCCCCCAGAGGCUGUGUCUCAAGACAGACAGAUGGACAUUUGGAUUCGAGGCCUGGACUGAGAGAGACCCAGGCCCCUACAGGAGUAGGAGGACAGGCUGCAUCAGGUUCUUAAUGCCCUGGUACGAGGGGACCAAGGGCCCUGGCAGGUCAGGGCCCUGGUGGCCAGAUCAGGAGCUGUGGCUCCAUGCUUUGGAGAUCUGGAGACUUCACACUGACCAAGUUCCUUAGAGAACUGGCUGUGUGGGAAGGGGACAGGAGGCCCAGGCCUGGGCUCUAGCCAUCCUGAGGGCUAUUGGGGCUCACAGCUCAGAUCCUCCCCAACUAAAUUUUAUUUAUUUAAACCGUAGUUGGAUGCUUGGCACAUGAACUGUAAUAGGAGACCCUCUCCCUGUUGGUUUCCUUAACUUACAAGUGCAAUAUCUUAACCAAUGCCUUGUUAUCGCCACCUGUAGGGGUGGCCUUCAUCUUACAGUUUCAGGGCAUCUGCUGGUCCCAGGAACCAGUGGUGGCAGCUGGGCCCUCUAGAUUGACAAGGCCUUGGGGGGGUGCUGCAGAAAUCUGGCACCCCCUAGGUGGGUGUCCCUCAAGAAAUCUGGGAAGGCAUAGUGCCCUCUGGCCACAGAGUAACGAGUGCUGGAACAAAUAAACGGCCUGUGUUAUUCUCA
This is a messenger RNA of Alexandromys fortis (reed vole), 1672 nucleotides long. Its product is annotated as regulator of G-protein signaling 3-like. NCBI's taxonomy places the organism in Eukaryota, Metazoa, Chordata, Mammalia, Rodentia, Cricetidae. The coding region runs from base 336 to 914 and encodes 192 amino acids. The transcript is spliced from 5 exons. The record is from RefSeq and is a predicted model, not a curated record. Gene Ontology annotation, cellular component: nucleus; plasma membrane.